GGCAAAACAUACACAUUUGACGUUGUCCUGCAACCCAAUGCAACGCAACUGGAGGUCUACGAGAAGAGUGUCAAAUCCAUUGUACUUUCCGUGUUGAACGGAUAUAAUGGAACGAUUUUUGCCUACGGACAAACGGCUUCGGGGAAAACCUAUACCAUGGAGUCUAUUGGAGUUAGCCUGUCCAUUAAUCACGUGACUAUGGUCAAAACGAUCGAAACUGCGCCUUGGGAACUUUCCAAACAGGGCCGGAUGAAGGAUGCUGAACACAAAGGAAUCAUACCAAGGAUCAUCGAGGAUAUUUUUCUGCACAUUGAAAAGAUGGACGAAAAUUUGGAAUUUCUCAUCAAGGUUUCUUAUUUCGAGCUAUAUAUGGAGAAGAUCAAAGAUUUGCUUGAUAUGUGCGUUUNAAUUUCCGUGUGUGUUUUAGUCUCAAAAACGAACCUUCCGAUUCAUGAAACAAAGGGUCGUGUAGCUUAUGUGAAGGGUGUGACGGAACGCUUUGUAUCUUGUGCGGACGACUUGUUAGAUGCGCUGGACGAGGGGAAAAUGAAUCGUCAUGUAUCAGUUACAAGAGGUGAUCGAUUGGUUGAGUCUCCCAACAUUGGAUCGGCCUCAAUGCCUUCUGUCUUUCUUACAGAUAUGAACGAACACAGCUCACGCAGCCAUUCAAUAUUUCGCAUCUGCAUACAACAGAACAAUCGGGAGACUGGGAAACAGCUGAUCGGGUCACUCUAUUUGGUCGACCUUGCCGGAAGUGAAAAGGUUUCCAAAUCUGGGGCGGAAGGUUCGACACUAGACGAGGCGAAAAACAUCAACAGAUCACUGUCCACACUUGGUAACGUGAUCAAUGCGCUGGUUGAAGGAAGUACUCAUGUUCCCUAUCGCGAUUCAAAGUUGACAAGAAUAUUACAACAAUCUCUGGGAGGUAACUCCAAGACAACGAUAAUUAUUGCCGCUUCACCUGCGGUUUCAAACGAGUUGGAAACAAAGUCCACUAUGGUUUUCGGAGUUCGAGCAAAGACCAUCAAGAAUCAGGUCGCGCCAAACGCACAAUUAACCGCUGAGGAGUGGCGUCGUCUGUAUGAACGUGAAACGGAUCGCACUAGACAACUUUUCGUCGCUCUAGUGACGCUGGAUGCGGAGGUCAGACGCUGGAGAAAUGGAGAAACACUUUCAAAGGAGCAGUGGUUUACUGAGGAUAACUUUGGAAAGGCUUACGGGGAACUGAUUUGCGAAAACGCGGAUAGCUUGAUACACUCGUCACCAGGUGAACGAGCCACGUCCUUUGCUAUGCCUCUUGCACAGGACACACCCAGAACUGAAACUCCAUCGUUAUCGGUUACAAAUCCACCGAAAUGUCCGAUGCGGAUUUCCACACAAAUCACCGAGCCAGCGGAGGAGACGCAAUCUGCCGAGGUCUUCCGGUUGUUGGACGAAAAGGAUGAUGAAAUCAACAAACAGUGCCAGUUGGUGGCCAAACUGGAAAAUCAGCUGAGCCAAACCAGGGAGGAUUAUACGCGAGCCACCCGGGAGAACGAUAGGUUGCAAACACUUUUGGAAAAGGUUCAGCGAGAAGCUGACGUACGUCGCACAGAAGUGAAAGAUGUCCUUCAAGCGCUUGAGGAGUUAGCAGUUACAUACGAUGAGAAGAAUACGCAGUGUAAGAAAGUCUCAAAGGAACUGGAAGAUAUGACAACUGAAAUUGCCAAACUGAAAGAGAAGCUGGAAACUCACGAGGCUGAUGCGGAAGAACUGAAAGCCAGCAGUGCCGCGAUUAAAGAGAAGCUGAGAGAGCUAAUCUACAAUCUAAACGUAGAAUUGUCGGAUUUGGGGUCGCAGCUGAGCAAAGUAUUUUCGAACCUUGUUUUUCUUCAGCGCACCCCUCCAGACAAAUCGGACGCAGUGGAAGAACAGGCCGCUGUCCUCAAACUCUAUGUGCUACAGAUCAAAUCCGAAUUACAAACUCUGAUAAAACAUGCCGACGUUCGUCCAAGUGAGGGGCAUUCCUUACAAGGUCCACCUUUGGGAUCGUCCAGGAAUCUGCCCAACUCAUCAAUGGAUUUCGGGGAGUUUCAGCGUGAUGUCGAGCGCAAGACAAAAGAGUUGAUGAACUUAUUAAAAGAAUCCGAGAAGACGAUCACCCGAAAACAAAGCCAAAUUACGCAACUGGAAGCGGAACUCCAAAUGCUCAACAAGGAAUUGCUUCAGCAACGGUCAGCAAAACAACUCUUGACAGAAUUAAAACAAGUCGGUGGGAUGUCCGAACAAAUCUUCUCCCGGAUUCAGCAUGCUAUGGAACGUACUGCCACACACAUUCAAGAUCAGCUGGCCAAAGCAAAAGGUGAUGCACAAUGUGCACACAACGAGGCAGACAAACUAAAGGAUGUUGUGCUACAAAAUUUUGACUGUGUGAUAUGUAGUGUGAAGACAGAUCACCUUUCAGAGCCAUGCCGUUGUGUAAAAACAAACUCACCGACCAUACGACUCCGAAAAUCCUCUGCGUUCUCUUCUCUCCAAUUAACCAGAGAGAAUAUCAUUCUCAAAGUGCAACUGGAACGAUUCGUCACAGAGACCGAAUUACUCCAACGCCGCCUGGAUGGUCUAGAAUCCGGGAAGAAUGAGCCACCAAUUGCCUUAAAAGAACAAGCCAAAAAUGAACUGAAGGCCAUGGAAGACACGGUCAUGCAUGAAUUGGAGGUGCUACACUCACUCCGUAGGAAUUUCAUCGCUGAUUUGAAGAAUAGAGUGAAGAAGAACGUAAACAAAGACACCAGUGUCCUGGACGAUGAACCCAUUGAAACCCAAGCGGUUGGGUUGGGAGUGCAACGCGAACGAAUAGCCUUCUUGAAGACAAGUCUUGAUAAUCUUACCAAAGUUCACAAGCAACUGGUAAGGGAUAAUGCAGACCUGCGAUGCGAUAUACCCAAGUUGGAAAAGCGUGUAAAAGCCAGUAUGGAACGGAUCAAAGAUUUGGAGGUUGCGUUGCGUGAAUCGAAAGAGCAGAUGAUGCGUGACAAGCGAAGAUAUCAUCAGGAAAUUGAACGCAUUAAAGAAGCGAACUGGGCUCGUGGAAACGCACGUGUUCGGACUAAUAUCGAAGGGCUUUCAAAUAACUCAUGGUUAUACGGCAGUGAAGUAUCGGUCGAUGAUGAUGAUGAUGAUGAUGAUGAUGAUGAUGGUCGUGAUGUACUGGCCACGUAUUGUAUACCGUAG
Opisthorchis viverrini is the source of this 3213-nucleotide messenger RNA. RefSeq lists its product as hypothetical. The annotation marks the transcript as partial. Gene Ontology annotation, biological process: microtubule-based movement. The transcript has 18 exons. The record is from RefSeq and is a predicted model, not a curated record. NCBI's taxonomy places the organism in Eukaryota, Metazoa, Platyhelminthes, Trematoda, Opisthorchiida, Opisthorchiidae. Gene Ontology annotation, molecular function: microtubule motor activity; ATP binding; microtubule binding.